CAUUUUUAGAGCAUAUAGAAAGAACCAACCCACCCAUCUCUCUCCCCAACUUCCUCAUUUUGCCGCAAUUCAAGCUUCUGCCAUGGCCAUGGCUGGUAUACUACAUACCUUCACUAUUCCUCGCGCCUCAUGCAUUCUCACCGCUAGUUUCUCUCCAAUCGGAACUUAUCCGAUUUCCGUCCGUACCAGAUCGAUCAAGUUACCGGACGUCAAUGGAUUGAAAUUGAAAAUCCACUCCAAUUCUCAAUCGAGUAUAAGAACAAGAAGAACCGUUGGACGAGCUACUGGAUCAAUCGUCUGCGAAUCUCCUCAAGAAACAACAGCAGCUGUGAUAGUGCCUGCAAUAUCGGAUGGAGAUUGGGAAUCGGUUGUUCUUGGAUCUGAUACGGCUGUUCUAGUUGAAUUCUGGGCACCAUGGUGUGGUCCAUGUCGGAUAAUUCAUCCUGUGAUUGAUGAAUUAGCGAAACAGUAUAAAGGAAAACUGAAGUGUUUGAAGGUGAACACAGAUGAGAGUCCUUCAAUUGCAACUCGAUAUGGAAUCAGAAGCAUUCCAACAGUGAUUUUGUUUAAGAAUGGAGAAAAGAAGGAUGCAAUCAUUGGGGCUGUUCCAAAAUCUACUUUGACAAACAGCAUAGAGAAGUUAUUGUGAUUGUGAGAUUCUUUCUAGCCAAGUAAGUAAGUAAGUAGUAGUAGUAAAUUAAACUAUUAAUCUCAGACCUUCAGAAGAAGAACUAGUAAUCAUCUCAUCUCAUCUCUUCUGGUUUGGUUAUUUUCACCCCAUUUUAUUACUAUGAUUAUGAAUGAUGCUUCAAGAAGAAAUCAUCUGUAUUAGGCAUGGUUGGUAAGAUGAAUAAUACAUCUGUUUGGUUCUAAUUCUGUAUAGUUUUUGGAUUA
Impatiens glandulifera is the source of this 894-nucleotide messenger RNA. Its product is annotated as thioredoxin M-type, chloroplastic-like. Bases 83 to 649 code for a protein of 188 amino acids. The transcript has 2 exons. Gene Ontology annotation, molecular function: protein-disulfide reductase activity; oxidoreductase activity, acting on a sulfur group of donors, disulfide as acceptor. The record is from RefSeq and is a predicted model, not a curated record. NCBI's taxonomy places the organism in Eukaryota, Viridiplantae, Streptophyta, Magnoliopsida, Ericales, Balsaminaceae. Gene Ontology annotation, cellular component: cytoplasm.